GGUUACAUUGUAUCAGUUCCCACACGAAGAACCAGCACGGCACUCAUCCAGAAACGGUGAAUACGGAGGAAUUAACCUGGAUGGGAAAAAUAUUCUCUGUGGGAUUAAUUGCCUGAAGGUCGCGGGAUAGGACUGGACUUGUGUCGUGCUUGAGGCGGCACCGAUAAAAAUGCCCUCCGGACUCGGGUUGUUUUCGAUGAGGACGGUAUCUCGAAGUGUGAUGGCAGAAGUCCAGUGAAUCGCUGGCCUCCCCUCCUCUCUUGUGUUGGAUGUCUUGAGGAGUGCGCUGCCACUGGUUUCUGGUGCUUAAGAUUUUUAUUUAUUGAGAGGCGUUAUUAUAAUACCCGCUCUGAUUUGUUCCCUUUAUGGAGUGCACACCACCAUGGACAAACCAGGGUUUGGAAUAGGAGUGGUUAGCUAAGUCGGAUAAAAUGUGGUUAAAUGGCACAGGAACGAGUAGACCGUGAGGAUUCUCUUACCCUUGCCCCUGAGCCCCAACCGUCUGAGAGGGUGUCGGACCUCACUGAGGCAAUCCUGGGCCGUUGGCACUAAAAUGUCCCUAAGUGGUGGCACUGCAGGCGGGAAAGGUGUGGACUCUAAUGCGGUGGACACUUACGAUAGCGGUGAUGAGUGGGAUAUCGGUGUUGGAAAUCUGAUUAUUGACCUUGACGCUGAUUUAGAGAAGGACAAACUUGAGAUGUCUGGCACCAAGGAAGGCAUGGCGGCACCACCAAGUGCAGUGGCAGCGUUGCCUGACAACAUCAGGUUUGUUAGUCCAGUGUCUGGCUCUCAAGGCAAGGAAAGCAAAUCCAAAUACAAGCGCAGUAAGAACUCUAAAGACAAUAGUAGCAAAGCUUCAGCUGGAGAUGGGGGCAAAAAAGAAACUACAGGACGGACUCAAGUGGAGCCAACAGGCACAGCGGCAGGCGCAGGAGCUGCUGGCAACAAUACCACCUCUGCAAAGAACAUGGAAAAAGGGGGCAAAGCCUCCAGAGGUGUUCUGAGUGGUAAAAAAGAGAAAGAAGGGGCUGGUGGGAAAAGUAAGAAGGACAAAGCAGAUGGAGCCCCAGUCGUGGCAAUAGCUGCUGCAGAGAAGGAUGUUGUGUCUCAAGCCCAAGCGGCUUUGGGGAAUAGUCGUAAUGCGUCUUUUGAGAACACACAAUCAACAGACUUGGCAGAAGCCAAUCAAAUGGGGAAUAUUGCACUUGAACCUGUAGGGAUAGUACCAGCAUUGACCGCAAAAACUGAACCAGAGGAGGUGGAAAAUGGUAACAGUGAAUGCAAGACAUUAAAGAAGGUGAAAAAUGAAAAGAUGGAAUCUCCUGUCUCCACGCCAGCUCCUCCCCCCCUCCACCUCCUGGCAACAGUAGGCAACAGUGAGAUAUCCUCGCCGUGUGAGCAGAUAAUGGUGCGCACACGCUCGGUGGCCGUGAACACAACCGAUGUGGCCCUGGCUACCGAGCCUGAGUGCUUGGGGCCCUGUGAGCCCGGUACUAGUGUCAAUCUCGAAGGCAUUGUGUGGCAGGAAACUGAAGAUGGCAUGCUGGUGGUCAAUGUUACCUGGAGGAAUAAGACGUAUGUUGGCACUCUGUUGGACUGUACACGGCACGACUGGGCUCCCCCCAGGUUUUGUGAAUCUCCUACAAGCGAUCUAGAGAUGAGGAACGGGCGUGGCCGGGGUAAGCGAAUGAGACCGAAUAGCAACACCCCUAUCAACGAGAACAGCAACUCAUCUGACAACAAGGGCACCACCAACAACAAGACCCGUGCUGCUUCUAACAGCAAGGGCCGCAGGGGCAGCCAGACGCCAUCAGAGCGCCGCACACCACCUAACAGCAACACAGAGGACAUCAAGGCCAGUCCUUCCUCAGCUGGUAAACGUAAGGCCAAACCAGCCUCGGACAUGGAACCCAAUUCCAGCUCAGAGGACACCAAAGGCAACAAACGUAUGCGGACAAACUCCAACAGCGGAGGGGUGGGUCCCACAGGACUCCCUAUUCCCUCUAUUAAGACUGAGCCACUUCCACCUCCCCUUGAUCGCAGCUGCCCCUCUCCAGUUCUAAUUGAUUGCCCACACCCUAACUGCAACAAGAAGUACAAGCACAUCAAUGGUCUGAAGUACCACCAAGCCCGUGCCCACAAUGAUGAUGACAUAAAGUUGGAAAUAGAUGGAGACAGUGAGUAUGGAGAAGACUCCACUCUCCACCCUGAACCAGGGAACUGUAAUGGAGCAUCCAUUUCGCAGAAAGGAUGCUUGUCUCCCGCACGUUCAGUAACUCCUAAAGGCAGGAACUUUGAGGCUCAAAGUCCUUCCCCAUCUCCGGGCAAGUUUGGUUCAAAGCAGAAUAAAAAGAAAAUGGCUGAGACAGAUCCAGAAACAGGGGGUAUUCCAACGGACGGCUGUGAAGAUGGGCCAUGUCUCACUGAUGAGGCCAGUAAUGAUGGUAUGGAUGAUAAGAAGUCUAAAAAAGCUGGCACAAAGGCUGAUAAAUUGUCUCAGAAAAACAUGAAGUCACCACGGCCUGUUGGCCCUGGCGCGACAGCAUCGCAGCAGAUGUACCCAUUUCCUCCUGGAAACCCUAAUUCUUCCCCGGUGCUUACCCCAAUGAUACAAGGGGUUCCUAAGAGUCCCCAAAUGAAGGGUACACAGCCUAAACCAGCUGUCAUUGGAGAUCCUGCCUCAAGUAGCUCCAAAGACAAGAAGAAGAAAGACAAAAAGAAAAAGGAUGGCGGGAAGGAGCCGGACAGCCCCAAGCCUCCUGGAAAGGGAGGUAAGCUAGAGGAAGGAAAGCUUCAAUACACUGAUGCUUCUGAUCUAGGAAUUAAGGGGGAAGGGCUGCUCAAUGGUUCCUCAGAUCUUCAUCAGAGUCGCUUGGCCAGUAUUAAGGCUGAGGCUGACAAAAUUUACAGUUUUUCUGACAAUGCCCCUAGCCCAUCAAUUGGUGUAGCCAGUCGGAUAGAUGGCAGUGGGAUGCCACAGCCUCUCACACCACUGCACCCUGGGAGCCAGAAUGGUGCCGACAACUCUUCCGUCAAAACUAAUAGCCCAGCCUAUUCAGACAUUUCAGAUGCUGGUGAGGAUGGUGAAGGGAAAUUAGAAGGUGUCAAAGUGAGGACAGAGGAACAAGCUGUCAGGGAAAGUGUCAAAAAAGCACUUUUCCCAAACCAGCCACCCAGCAAGGAGUCCCCAUACUAUCCCGGGUAUGAUGCGUACUACUCACCCAAUUAUGUAAACCCCAGUCCUGGUGGGCCCAAUCCAGGUCCACCUGCAGCUGAAGGUCAGAUCAAGAUCAAAAGGGAAGAGGACCUGGAUCAAUGUGAGGAAAAAGUCAAAGUUGAGGUUCUUGAAGACCGCAAAACGGACAGUGCGUCUGGCCAGCCUCAACAACAACAACAACAACAACAACAACAACAACAACAACAACAGCAGCAGCAGCAACAACACCAACAACACCAACAACAGCAACAACAGCAACAUCAGCAGCAGCAGCAGCAGCAGCAGCAUCAGCAGCAACAACAUCAGCAGCAGCAGCAGCAGCAACAACAGCAACAGCAACCCUCAGUCAUCCAACAGCGAUCUAACAUGUACAUGCAACCUCUUUACUACAACCAGUAUGCUUAUGUCCCCCCAUAUGCAUACCACCCUGAUCAAGCCUACCAUAACCACUUGCUGAACACCAACCCAGCAUACCGGCAACAGUACGAUGAGCGGCAGCGACAAAUGGCUGAACAGCAUCGUGCGGAGAAGAAGUCGGACAUAGCCAUAAAGGAACGGGAAGCCUCCAUGAAGGAGGAAUGGAAACAAAAGAGCCCGAUGCCGCCAAGCCUUUCCAAAGCCCCAAGUCAGUCAGACCUUGGAAAGACGUCGCAGCCCUCAAGCAAAUCGAGGGACUCGCCCUCUGACCCCUCCUCUAAACCCCUGGGAAGCAUAAAGACGGAGGACCCAAAGUCCCAGCAAGCUGAGGGGCUAAAGAUGAAGCUGUCUGAGGGAGGCCACCAUGGAAAGGAAGACUCCAAACCGACACUGGAGCACCGAGGUCAGGCAGGGAUGGAGCAGGCCAUGUGGUACAGACAGCAGUACCCCGAGAGCCAGAAACCCCAAUCAGAAGAGGAACACCAGCAACAGCAACCUCGAUGGAAAGAUGAAAGGGACAGAGAACGGGAGCGUGACCGCAAAUUAAAGGAUGAAAGACCCAGGCCUAAAGACAGUCAAAGUGGGCCCAAGGAGGAUGGCAAAGAGGGUAGUGAUCCUAGAAUCCCUUCUGAGGACCACCGGGCCAUGAACAAAGACUCUCGUUCUAAUCCUCAUAUGCAGUUUUCAUCAACACUAGCACCGCACCAGGGCUAUAUGCCCUACAUGCACGGUUACCCCUAUGGACAAGGCUAUGACCCCAACCACCCUGGAUACAGAGGCAUGCCCUCAGUCAUGAUGCAGAAUUACCCAGGUUCCUACCUUCCUGGAGGCUACCCGUUUUCUCCAUAUGGCAGUAAAAUGACCGGAGGCGAGGAAGGUGGCGACAAAUCUCGCGCUAGCCCAACAGUCACCAAAACGGCAGCGGACUCCAAAGCCCUGGAUAUCCUGCAUCAGCAUGCCAGCCAAUACAAGAGCAAAUCCCCCACAGUAGGGGACAAGCCACCUCAUGAGAGGGAGCGGGAGCAGGACCGAGGCACCGGGGGAGACAGAGAUCGGGACAGGGAGCGCGAGAGGGAAAGAGAAAGAGACGUAGACCGACCACGCUCCUCGCCCUCCCAGCGCAUCAUGCCCUCUCACCACCACCUGGGAUACCCCCUCCUCUCGGGGCAAUACGACCUAUCAUACGCCACAGGUCUCUCCUCAGCAGCUAUUGUUGCCAGCCAACAAGCAGCAACCCCCUCUCUCUACCCACCCCCACGGAGGUGAGAACGGGAAACCUGACCGUCACACCUCAACCCUGCAAAGAUUCAUGUGACUGGCUCACAGUAGAGAGUCUCUCGGUGUUCCCUAUUAGACAUCAGUUGAAUGGUGUUUCUAUCUAUAUCUUUUAGUUCUUCUGCCCUGAGGAUAUGCAGAUUGUCUUUUUUUUUUUUUAUGUCCUCCCUUCGUGAACAACCCCAAUUUUUUCCAAACCUUGGACUAAAACAGGACUGAUAAUAACCCAGGUUCAAAGCCAUCACUCUGCCUCAACACGCAGAGGAAACACCGACCCUGACCGCUGAUUAUCUAGUCUUUGCACUGUCAACAAAUACAAUGCAAAAAGAGACUAUUGGACUGCCAGACAGCUCUUCUUUUCUUUCUUUGACUGUAUCGUUUUUGGUCACAUGCAGAAAGAAACUGGCAGGGGAUUUAUGAUGAGUUAGGUGGCUGAUCGGAAAAGGGGAGUCAAACUAAAUUAAAAGACUGAAAAGAAAAAGUGAACCGUAUUGAAAUGAAUCACCUCUCUGUCUUUGGCUUAUUGUAUGCCGUGAAACAACAGUAUAUCCUUAACUUGACAAAUGUUCGGCUAUAUUUCGUGGGCGAGAGGGAAUAUGGCAACAGCUGCUUUCUUCAGAGACUUGAGAGCCUGAGAAGUUUUUUUUUUCAUCUUCCCAUCAUCAUUGUCGAUUCCCAUCCUCUUUGAAGCCUCAGUUCUUGUUUCAGGGAUGAUGUCGUCAUGUUUUUUGCGAAGGGACCGCACACACCUCAAUGGAGAAUAAACACUAUUCAUGUUUUCUUUUCUUGGUAAUGCUUCACUACUCCAUAUCAUUGUGUUCAUCCUUGAAUGUGUCUGAUGCUGGUAUGAGUCCUGUGUUUCCUUAAAAAGAUAGGGUUACAUCUGUCGUUAUGCUCAAACCGUGAAGCCACAUUAGCAAGUGAAGAAUUCUGGCCACUUGUUGGGGUUUAACCUGUAAGAUUGUGCUUCAUUUGGCUUGUCACGUUUUGAUUGUUCUAAAAAAGUAAAAAUGUGAGAUUUCACCCACUUCACACAUGUAUUUUUCUGCUGUAAUAUAGACUUAAAGCCUACUUUGAUGUGCAUUAAUGUUUAUAUUUAUCCCAGCACGCAACUGUUGUUCAAUAGUUUCCAGUCUUCACAGCACAUCAUGUGUUCAGAUCAUCGUUUCUGAGAUGUCUCAGCUUUGGUAGUCAUGCUGCCCUUUUAGGUUUUUGUUCACUUCGUUUUUCAACACAUCACAAGCUUGGUUCACACACUCAUCUCAACAUGCAGCAUACAGUCAGACUGGAUCCAGAUUCACUGUCCACAACUCAGAUAUUUUAAAGCGAAUCUAUAGCAACUCAAACCGACAGAUUUAGUGAAAACUUAAAUGGUACAUCAGUCUUAUUUUCAGGCAGUUGUUCACUGUCAAAAGGGCGCACAUAUUUCUUGGUGCUUCGCUUGCUCGUGUGGCUUCACUGUAACACUUCAGACAGUUAGCAUGGGUUACUUACUAGCGACUAGCUUUGUAUUAACUGGGCUGAUGAGUCUGAUACCUCAGACAAUAAGCUUUCUGCCUGUGCUGUUAGGUCAACAUACUGGCACAUUAAACACACAUGCAUGAAAUGACUCCAACAAACCCUGUUGCUGUUACAUGAACCAAUCCAAUGCAGCCAACCAACUGUUAAAAAGCUUGGAACAAAAACAAGCAUGGUAAAUACGAGUGAAAUAGGGACCUUGAUCACGCACAUAGGAGUGAAGAAGGAAGGCUCAAAGUUCAGCUGAGAGGAAGCACGUUGCUCUCGGCUUCCCUUCGGAUCUGUAGCUGGUGGUUCCCCUCUGUAAAUUCACUUGACAUCUGCAGAAAGAGCAAUAGUCAAAAAGCCUGUUUUACCAGAGGACCCUCUUGGCUUUAAAUUACAGUUCUCUUGUACCUCAGGGGUUGUAAGUGAAAUUCAAUCCAGAUGCUAUUUGCAUUGAUUUGAGAGGGCUUUUGUUUAUGAGUGUGGAGGAAAAAGCACAUUUUUCAUUUUGAGCUGGAUGUGCUGCUGUAGUGGUUUCAUUCAUAAAUGGCAAAUUGGCUCAGGAUAGGGACUUGUUAGAGGUUUUAUGCCACGCCAUGCUGUUGCGGGUCGUCAACAGUCUGUACGUUCCUCUGACGCUUUAUGAGUGUAAUAUUGACCGUGUUGUCAUUAAAUAUAAUUUUAUUGAUUUUGGUUUCUACACUUUAAGGUUCCCUUUGUUGUGUUUUUUUUUUUUUCUUUGAACACUGUAUGUGAUCAAGUCCACAAGCCGCCAGUUAUUCCCACGUCUACCACCCUCUGGAGUUGGAUGAUUGUCGAGAUCUUUCUGAUGAUUAUGAAACUGCAGCAAUUCAUUUUGAGGUUCACAGACAUUCCCAUUAAAUAAGUUGCCAGUUUCUCAUCCCAAGGAAAUUUGGGAUGAGAAACAGUUUUUUUUACUUUUUGAGCAUUUCAAAGAAGAAUGGCUGAAUGUGGUGGUGUUUGACUUGUACUUAAUCUGUAAGGGUAAUCUAGGCAGCUUUGAUGUUGUCAAUAAAGUCUGUGGGUUUUAGUACCAGCAGACUGCAUACAGUACAUAUAGUUUUAUCAGACAAUGGUUGUGACAAGUGCAUUUGUUCUCUCUCUGAGAGUAGUAAUGUUAUCUCAGUAGUAAGCAAAGCCCAGUGAAAUCAUAUAUACUGAAGUGUAUGAAAAGCCAGAAAAGUAAUGUUUGCUAUCAACAUAUUGGAAAGUGCUUGGCUCUUGUAUUUUGCAGGACUGUAUUUGUUUCAUGGUGAAGAGUAUAUUUAUUGGCCAGCAGUUGUCUCAAUUGGUGCCUAGUUGAACAUUCUUCUGUGAAAACACAGAGACACUUGCUCUUUUGUCCUUUUUCCGACCCACCUACUGUCACACAACCCUCCCCCAGAGUGCCGGUUCUGGUGCUUGCAAGGAUGUUUACAAUGUCUUCAUUUUCUUUCUGUGAGAAAUUCAGAACUCUUCACCCUCACCUCCUUUCUCCCUCCCUUCAGGAGUUUGUGUAAAGUGUACAUUACCAUGGUUCUUUUUUAUACAAUACUCUGUAACUUGCCUUUGUAAAUUUGGGCUGGAAAAAAAUAAAUCUUUUUAUGAGACGA
Eleginops maclovinus (Patagonian blennie) is the source of this 8025-nucleotide messenger RNA. It is a transcript of the gene znf609b, whose product is annotated as zinc finger protein 609b. Lineage: Eukaryota; Metazoa; Chordata; Actinopteri; Perciformes; Eleginopidae. Gene Ontology annotation, cellular component: nucleus. The transcript is spliced from 9 exons. Gene Ontology annotation, biological process: regulation of transcription by RNA polymerase II. Bases 554 to 4900 code for a protein of 1448 amino acids. The record is from RefSeq and is a predicted model, not a curated record.